This is a messenger RNA of Brassica rapa (field mustard), 6067 nucleotides long. RefSeq names its product glutathione S-transferase F4. Gene Ontology annotation, biological process: glutathione metabolic process. Gene Ontology annotation, molecular function: glutathione binding; glutathione transferase activity. The record is from RefSeq and is a predicted model, not a curated record. NCBI's taxonomy places the organism in Eukaryota, Viridiplantae, Streptophyta, Magnoliopsida, Brassicales, Brassicaceae. Gene Ontology annotation, cellular component: cytoplasm.
AAUAAAACUAGGUGUUUUCCUCCAUUCACCGUAGGAAAUUUUAAUUUUAAAUUAUAUUUAAAAAUUAAAUUUUAUUAUUUUCUUACCAAUAUUUUAAUACAACUUUUGAUUUAAUUGAACAUAAAAUUAAAAUAAAUAAAAUAAUUAUAUACUUAUUUUAAAUUAUAUUUAAGAAUAUAUAUGUAUAUAUUUAAAAUUAUAAUUUAGAUAUAUUUUUAUCUAUUUCUUUUGGAUAAAAUAUAUUACUUCAAAUUUUAUAAAAUUGAUAAAAAAGUAAUAUAAAAUUUGUAUUAUUAUCAAAAACUACAAUUAGAUGUAGAAAAAGCUAAUAAUUUUACGAUUAAAAAUUUAUAAUUUUUUCAAAAGUUGUAAGAAUUUGAAAAUCAUUUUUAAUAUAAUAAUUGUGUAAUUAUAAGAAAUAGAGAUAAAUAAUAUUUCAAAAUUUGUAAAAUAUAAUUUAUAUUAUUAUAUUAUUUAAUAUCAUAUUUGAAUAUAUUUACUUUAAUAAUGAUGUAUAAUUUACUAUCGUAUUCUAAAAAAAUUAUCAAAAAUAUAAAUAAUCAUUAAAUAUAAUUGUUUAUGUCACAUUUAGCAAUAAUCUAUGUCAUCAUUUUUAGAAGAAAACACGUUUUCGUCGUAGAGUUUUUAUUUUUAUUUUAGACAAAAGGCAACAAAUACAUUAAAAAUGAUCUAAAAACUUUAUGGGGAGUAAUUUGCUUUAUAGUAUAAGCCCAUAUCUCAUAAUAUUUAAAGUUGUAAUAUUGAAAGUUUGAAACAAUGGCAUCUAUUCCCCCUCCCUGGGAUGACUCCUGCAAAUUACUGACAUAUAUCAUAGUUUAUAGAGAAACUAGAAUACUACCCCGUACUGCGUACGGGAAUUAAAAAAUGAUUAGUUUGUUAUGUUAAAGUAAUAUAAUUUUUAGCAAAAUUUAUUGUGGGAUGUUAACUGUCCAUGUAUUCUAUUGCAAUAUUUGUAUAUCAUACUUCAGUUCUAUUAGAAUUAGGAGAGGUCGAGCGAAUUGAAUUUAGGUAGAGUUUCUUCGUUUUAAAAAUAACAUAUUUGUAAGAUUUGUAAAGAGUAUUAAAAUGUUUUUUAUAUUUAUAAAGUUAACAAAACUAUUUUAUUAUAAUGAUUAUAAAAUCUUUGAAGAUGUAUGCAAUAUUUUUGAAAUUUUGUCUAUAAUUUAAAUUGUUAAGAAUUCUAUUUUCAAUAACAUUAGAUUUUGAUAAAAUUAAAGAGCCAUUCUAUAAUUUUAAAGAUGAUAAAAUUAUAGAUAAUUUGAAAAAUAAUUCUAUAUUUUUCACUGUAAAUGUUACAUAUUAUAUCUAAAAAUAUAUGUACAUAUUAAAGUUCAAUUUCAUUAUCUUUAAAACUAUUUGACCUUUUUUAUAAGCUAUCAUAUAAAUAAGUAACAAAUUCUUAUAUUAGUCACAUAUUUUCUAAAUUUAGAUAAUAUAUUGGUACAUUGAUUUAAAAGUAAUUCAAAUCAAGUAGCAUAGAGCACUAAACCGUUUUUGUGACUUUUUUUGAGAAAUGAAUACAUCAUGCAUGCUUGAAAGCUUGUUUUUAUAAAUAUAACAUACACAUAAAAAUAUGGUAUAGAAGAUCAUAUUUGAUACAUUCGUUUUUUUUGUAAAUAAUACUUCUUUAAAAAAAAUAUAAAUCUCUUCAUUGUUAACAUAAAACAUAAAUUUAUUGAAAUGAGAUUAUGAUGAUUUAAAUUUAAUUGAAAAUAUUUUGAUAUUUGAAAUCUAAAAUAAAUAUUAAAUCCAAUCUAACAAUUAAAUAAUUGAUAGAAAUUUUUGUAUGUCCAGAUAGAAACUAAUCACAUUAUCCUUUCCCUAAUUCUUUUUUUUUUCAAAUCAAAUUCUAUUUCACUGAAGCUUGAAUUCCAUCUGUUUUCUAUAUUAUAAAUCUGGAAAAUUUGAGUUUCAUCUAUUUAAAUAGAUUUUUAGAUAUCAUAAUUUGAAAUGUAAAAUGUGUUUACCUUUUUCCACAUAGUUUUUGACACUGGGAAUGGCUUCAUGCUUCUGGUAGUAAUGCUCUGAUCUUCCACGUUGUUGUGAAAUAUUAAGGCUAAAAGUAUACUUUGAUAAAAUUUUCCACUUGAAUCAUUUCGAAAGAAUCAUGGAAAAUUGAUUUCUGAAAUAAAAAAGAAUGAACUUUUAAAAAGAUCUUUGCCACACUCAAACCAAACUAAAACAAUAAAGAAGCUGAAACUAUUGAGAAGAAAAAAAGAGAAACAAUAAAUAUAGGAGAUGGAGCAGUUUAGGUAGGGAGUUAGAAUUUUUUUUUCUUUUGAAUGUGUCCGUAGAAGCGGUUGUUUGAGAAAAUAUAGGAUUUUUUUUGGUAAUUUUAGAUUUUUCUAGAUACAUAAUUAUUUGAAACACAAUUUUUUUUUUUUAAUUUUUAAUACAAUGACACAUGUCAAAAUUUUGUUGGCUAGGUGACUUGUGCUUUAGUAUAUAAGGGAUUCUGUAGACUAUAACCCUACUUCAAUUCCAUAACCCUACUUGUUAGUCACUCUUUGUCACUCACUCUUUUUCGUUUUCAGCAUUUUGGGCUUUGUCUUUAUUUUUCGUUUGGUUCAUGUGGACUUAUCUAUAUGGGUCUGGUUUGGAUUGGGUUUAUCGAACUCGUUCUAGAGCUUAUCCACUAUAUAUUAAUUGAGAAUCAUUUAAAAAGUUAAAGAUUGUAACCUUAAAUUUGUACAAACUAAAAAGUGACUCUGCUUAGAUGUCACUUAAUUAAGAUGUCAAUUUAGCUUACGUGGCAACUUAAGAAUCAAUUGAAAAAAAUGUUGGUCCAAAUCUAAUUACUAAGGAACAUUAUAUUAACUUAAAAUAUAAGAAGUGUGUAUUCUUUCCUUAAAUAAAACACGAAAUUACAUAAUAUGAUUAACAUAUAUACGACAAUUAAUGAUUAUGAAUAAUAAAUAUUUGAUAAUUAUAUUUGCAUCAUUCUUCAUUUUUGUUUAAUUUUAUAUUAUUAAAAAAAUUAAACAAUCACAUUAACCAUAUAAUAAAAAAUUAGAUUUGUUCUUAUAUGUCAUAUUUUGAAUUUUUUUUAAAUGACUUUAAAUUACAAAAAUGAGGAAACCUUAUAUGUUAUAUUUUUUUUUUUUAAAAACUUUAAAAUACAAAAAUGAGGAAACCUUAUAUGUUAUAUUUUUCUUAUAUGUUAUAUUUUGAAUUUCUUAAAACGACUAUAAAUUAUCAAAAAUGUAAGUUUUCCUUAAAUAUACGACUAAAAGCAUUAAAAUGACAUGUAUCAAUUCGAUGGUUGAUCUGAAACCUUUCAAAACCAUAUGAAAGAUAAAUGUCAAAAUAAUUAAACUGUGGAAACAAUAUGUUCACUUUUUCCAAGAAUGUGUUCAAUGGAAAAAUAAGGUUUUUGUUUCAUAUCGAAUCCGAUCAACCCAUGAUAUAUUAAUUAUGGUUUUGUUUCAUAAUUUUUAAUAAAACUUAAUCCGAUCCAUCGGAAAGAAAUUAUAUAAUAACAACAAAAAAUAUUGUAUAUGUAUAAAUAAAAUGAUCAAAUAUAAAAAAAAAAUAUAUAUAAUAUAUAAAAAUAAACUCACCAUGCGCAAGACGCAUGUCGUAUCCUAGUUGUAUAAAUUAUAACCUUGAAUUAGCAGUCUUGCUUAACACAUUUACGUAAAUUGCCAAAUGUCUACAUAGGGUGAUUUUUUUUUCAAAAUUACUCAUGUAAUAAUCAUGAGGUAAGAUGUGACAUUUUACUACAAAAUUAAUUAUUUUCUUCUUGAUAGCUAGAUUUUUUUUAAAAAAAAAUUGAAUAAAAAAGAUAAUAUAUAAGGAUUUUCAUUUUAUUAAAAACGGCAUAAGAUAGUAUAUAUACAAAGUUAUCUAAAACCAAAACUAUAUAUUCUAUACUAUAUGAAUAUUAAAUGUAAUAAAUUUGGGAUAGUUUUUUUAUUUUAAAAUGAUCAUUUGAGAAAUAUAUAUUUGUUUAGUUGAAAGAGUAAGUUCAUAACAUAUGUGAAAAAUAUAGAUAUAUUUGUCCAGCACAAUCAUUUGUAAACAAAAUUUUUGUUGAGGAGAAUGAAAACAAAUAAUUUGAGAUAGGUGAAACAAUUUUAAGGAUGUUAAUGUUAAGGAAUAAAACAAAAAAAAAGGAGAGAGGAAGAGACCAGAGAAUUAGAAGGUUGUGGCUUUGAGACUAAAUUUUAGAAGGUAUUAUCAUCCAAAAAUCUUAUAAUUAUUAUAUAUUGUACCCUCUUAAGUUGUCUUGUGUGUAUAGAAUUAAAUUAACUAAUUUUUUUUUUUGGUUAUUGAAUGCAGUUACCCAACAUAUUUUUAGAGACCAUAUUUUAGAGAGCAUUUUCAUCCAAAAGUCCUAUAUAAUAUACUCCCUCUGUUUCAAAAUAAUACAUGUUUAAAUUUUUUUACAUUUUUUAGUAAAACAGAUUAAAACUUAGUUAUAACUGCAUGGUUUUUUAUAAUUUUAUAUUUCCUAUAUUUUUAAAUCAAUAAAAAAUUAAAAAAUGUAAUUAAUGUUCUUGAACUUCACAAUUUCUCAUUACUAGUUGACAAAAAUUGCAUUGAAUAUAUAAAAUAUAAUUUUUUUGAAACAAUUUUUUUUUAGAAUAUGCAUCUUUUUGAAACGGAUGGAAUAUAACAUAUCAUAACUCUUAAAUUGUUAUAGAGAAUUAACUAAAGCUUGUGUAGUUAUUGAAUGCAGUUACCCAACAUAUUUUUGGUAUUUAAAAGUAUCUCAUGUGUUUGGGUAUUCAAGACUCCUAAAUUUCAGGGGCCCUAGUUUAGACUCGACUCUCAAUCUCUUGUUUAUAUUUUUUUACUAAAAUAUAUAUAUAUAUAUAUAUAUAUAUAUUUUUUUUUAAAGGGGUGCAACAUGAGGAUCUCUUGUUUAUAUUUGUAUCACUAAGACAAUUCAUCUCUUGUAACACAAGAAAGGUGAUGACUCUUUACGUGGAUGUCAGACAAAGCAAAAUGUUCCUCCCUUUUGUAUAUAUUAUAUAUUACAGUAUAUUUUUGAGGUAUAAAUAUCACUGGCUAAUCAAUGAGAUAUACAAAUCGUCUCUCGAUGGACUACAGGAGGUUGGUGUCCAAGCUAAUGCCAAGUUGGAAGCGUGAGGCAGAAGUAAAAAAGAUCGGUUACAAGGUUCAUGGCCAUCCUUUCUCCACCAACACAAGGCGUGUUCUAGCUGUCCUCCUUGAGAAAGGGCUCUUAUAUGAGCCCAUUACUGUUGACUUGAAAUCUGGUGAACACAAAAGUGAAUCUUUCCUCUCUCUCAACCCAUUUGGUCAAGUUCCAGUUUUUGAAGAUGAAAACGUUAAGCUGUUUGAGUCUCGAGCCAUCACACAAUACAUCGCAUAUCUUCAUAGCGCAAGAGGCACGCAGCUUCUGAGUUUAGAAAGCGAGGAGACACUGGCAACACUAACAAUGUGGAUGGAAAUCGAAGCUCACCAGUUCGAUCCAUUUGCAUCAAGACUCACUUGGGAGCAAGUCAUUAAACCUCUCUACGGUCUAGAGACUGACCACACGGUAGUCAAAGAAAACGAGGCUGGACUAGAGCAGGUUCUAAAUGUCUAUGAAAAACGACUCGGAGAAUCUAGAUUCUUGGCUUGUAAUACCUUUACUUUGGUUGAUCUUCACCACUUACCCAAUAUACAAUACCUUUUGGAAACUCCAACAAAAGGAUUGUUGGAAAAUCGACCUAGAGUACGUAUGUGGGUUGAUGAGAUUACUGGUAGAGAGGCUUGGAAGAUGGCUUGUGAUCAAGAAAAGUCCUGGUUUGGUAAGCAAAGGAAAGAUGAUAUUACGGGAAAGGCUAUCAAGAUGCCUUGUGAACAAACAAAGUCCUGGUUUGGUAAGCAAAGGAAAUAAAUGAAAGCAAAAGAAAACUGUGUGUUGUGUUUGUGUCGUUGUUUGUAAGCGCGUGCUGUUUCUAAAGUAAGCUUCUUUUGUUUGUUGACUGCUGUGGAAUGCAUGAUAUGCAUCUUAUAAGAUUCGUUGUGUGCUGGCUCAUGUAUGUCUGAUGUAUAUGAAUAAAGGAAUACAAUAAUUUACUUGUUUUUAAAGUUA